Molecule: messenger RNA, 2869 nt
Organism: Daphnia pulicaria
Lineage: Eukaryota; Metazoa; Arthropoda; Branchiopoda; Diplostraca; Daphniidae
Gene: Mgat2
Product: alpha-1,6-mannosyl-glycoprotein 2-beta-N-acetylglucosaminyltransferase-like
Exons: 8
Coding region: 758-2140 (460 amino acids)
Biological process (GO): protein N-linked glycosylation; oligosaccharide biosynthetic process
Cellular component (GO): Golgi stack; Golgi membrane
Molecular function (GO): alpha-1,6-mannosylglycoprotein 2-beta-N-acetylglucosaminyltransferase activity
Source: RefSeq, a predicted model, not a curated record
GAAAACGGAUGCGGUGUACAACGCAUGCGGCAAUCGUUUUCUUAAUCUGUCGAUGUCUGAAAUACUAGUGAUUGCCGUGCAGGAGCGCCAGUACCGUGUUCUGUACGGAUAUGUUUUGUGGUACUUUUAAAAAAAGUGAGAUUACUUUUAUUUCAAUGUAAAGCAGACAACACAAAUUGAACAUUCGCGCUUCAAAAUAACUGCCCACUCCUGCCCACUUGAUUGGUUGUUUUCAAAAUUCGUGUUUUUGCAUGCAAUUUCGUAGUGCGUACGAGAUUGACGUGAACCCAAAUUAUUGUAAAUUCUAUUCAGAUUUACGCUUCAACAAGAAAAACGAAGGAAACGGUAAAAAACAUGAUUUAAAAAUGCAACCGCUAGAGGCGCUCUACAAUAUAUAGUCCACCUUGUGCCGGUUGGCCUACUUUUUCAUAGGUAUUUGGUUCCACUUUCUUCCUCCCUCCGCCGUCAGUUUCGUGAAAAGUUCGACCCGCUUUGGGUCUCUCUUUUACUAUGUGUUGUAUUGGCUAGCUUUCUCCUUUUCCUUUCCGGAAAGUUGACAUCCUAUGCCAUGGCUGCGAAACUUUCGUUUCUCUCAGAAUGAAAUCGUUGCUGAAUUUCGCCAAAUCUACUUUUUCAGCAUUGAUUUAUCUUCUGUGUUUACUAUCCUUCUCAUUCUGUUUACACAGUUGACAUUUUAAAUUUUACUCGGGAGGCGUGAGAGACGGUGAAAGUCCUUUCACCUCCUACCAGAUCAAAAAUGUUUCUCAUCACCAGGCUUCGCAAGAGUUUCUUGAUGAGAAUAUGCCUAACAUUGGCGGUGGUCUCUCUCCUCUGGCUUCAUGUUGGAGUUUUCAUUUACCGUGGAGCUGAAAUUGAUUUUGAACAUAGGUCUAAUAGCAGCUCAGUUUUACUAAAUCAUCCAAACUUCAGUAAUAUAGAACUUGCCAAACCGACAAACCUGACGAUCCCGGAAUUAAUGGAAAAAAUUACCAUAGAGAAUAAUGAACAGAAAAUAUGGAAUUCAAAACAUGUUUCUUGGCCACCAGUUAAUGAAACUGAAUUUUGGCCUAAAGGAAUUGUUAUUACAAUUCAGGUGCACAAUCGAAUAUCUUACUUAAGGAAAUUACUUCGAAGUCUAUCUCAAGCCGCAUGGAUAGAGAGAGCCCUAAUUAUAUUUUCACAUAACAUUUACAGUGAAGAAUUGAAUGAUAUUAUCCAGUCCAUUCCCUUUGCAGCUGUGAUGCAAAUCCAUUUCCCUUAUUCCACUCAACUAUUUCCGUACUCGUUUCCGGGAGACUCUCCCUCCGAUUGUCCGAGGGAUAUCAACAAAGAGCGAGCUAUUGCAGUCGGUUGCAGCAACGCCCAAACUCCAGAUUUAUAUGGCCAUUACCGUGAAGCGCGCUACAGCCAAACGAAACAUCACUGGUGGUGGAAAGUCAACUUCAUAUUCGGAAAAAUUAAAGCUCUUCGCGAUUACAAUGGCCCAGUCGUUUUCAUGGAAGAGGACCAUUACGUCGCUGAAGAUUUCUUACAUAUUCUGUGGCUCCAACAAAAACUACUUAAUGGAGGAUCUGAUUGUAGCUUCUGUAAUCAGGCUCACAUCUUGUCACUGGGUUCCUACCCGAAAUACUUUAAUCAUCGUGAAGCAUCGAAUAUGGUUGACUUGUUACCUUGGUCAUCGAGCAAGCACAACAUGGGAAUGGCGUUCAAUCGAUCAGUGUGGAUAAACUUUCAGCAAUGCUCUGAGUUGUUUUGUUCUGUUGAUGACUACAAUUGGGACUGGAGCCUACUUCACGUUGCACAACAGUGUUUACCUAAGUUAUUCGGCGAUCCAACUAACUUAAAAAUGAAAUCAAAAUUCAUUUUGGGAGCGUUAGUCUUGAAGGCUCCUCGCGUUUUCCAUAUUGGAGAAUGUGGAGUUCAUCAUAGGAAAGCAAACUGUGGAACUGACACUUCGACGUUGCGAAAAGCGGAGACGUCACUGAGAUCGGCGCGCAAGGCCCAAACACUUUUUCCAUCUACUUUGAAAACUAAAAAUAUGUUGGGGGGCACUAAAGGUAUUCGGUUGAAGAAAGGAAAUGGAGGUUGGGGAGAUCCUCGUGAUAGAGAGUUGUGCCUAUCUCUAACCAUCUUCGACUAGUUUCCACUUGUGAAAUACUACCCUAGUACGAGUUAGGGUGAAUUCAGGUCAGCUUUAGCUGUCAUCCACCAGGUAUAGAUAUAGAACAAAUUAGUACGGGCAAUAAGUACUUUCGACUUAACGGGUCAUUAUUCCCGAACGAGUUUAGUUUUGUGGAGACCACUUAUUGUGAUACGAAAAAAAAAAAGAGUCAUGUCGACAUGACAUCCAUUCAGUUGUAAAAUUUGGUACCUCCGACGGUCCUAACCGAAAUCUUUUGAACAAAUUUCUUUGAAAUUGCACAAGAAAAAGAAAACGAUUUUUAUUUCGUACGCACACAUCCUAAUGAGCUUACAGUCUGGUUAUGUGCAUCAACUACCAAAGUCUCACAAGGAAUGUUUGUGCUAUAAUGGACGUUACACAUUCUUUUCUGGAUUUGUCAGUGGUCACCGUUUUUAGAUUUCCGUGUUUUUGGUUACUGACUUUCAAGUAAUGCGAUCGACAGUGCCUUUUGAUGUACCCGACACCUAAUUAUAGAAAGAAAACAAGAGACUAUUUCUAAAAAUACGUAAGUCAUCGUAUAUUUGUAGAUAAAAUCGAAAUGUUUCAUUUUUGACUAGUCAAAUCAAAUCCCUGUCACAUAGCCUUCUUUUGCGUCCCGUCUUUAAAAAAAGUUGUGUGGGUGUUUCUAAAUGUACCCUAGCUGUUGGUGUAUUUUUAAAUUCAAAUGAAUAGAAAUGUUUGGUGUAA